Scophthalmus maximus (turbot) is the source of this 3923-nucleotide messenger RNA. It is a transcript of the gene dph6, whose product is annotated as diphthamine biosynthesis 6. Bases 358 to 2301 code for a protein of 647 amino acids. The transcript has 16 exons. The record is from RefSeq and is a predicted model, not a curated record. Gene Ontology annotation, molecular function: diphthine-ammonia ligase activity. Gene Ontology annotation, biological process: protein histidyl modification to diphthamide. NCBI's taxonomy places the organism in Eukaryota, Metazoa, Chordata, Actinopteri, Pleuronectiformes, Scophthalmidae.
GCCGCGCUCUCACAUGCAUCGGUGUAUAUUCUGCUCACAUGUUGUUGUGAUGGGUGCAUUUUGAGUGUCGGGCUCUCCCACUGUUAGACUGUUGUCACUCUUGUCAUUAGACUCUUCAGACAAAACAUACGAAGAUGAAAGUGGUCGCGUUGAUCAGCGGGGGCAAGGACAGCUGCUACAACAUGAUGCAGUGUGUCGCUGCCGGGCACCGGAUCGCAGCUCUGGCCAACCUGCGUCCUGCUCACACAGAUUUAUUCUGCCAGUCUGUGGGACUGCACCAGUGACGACAGAGUUACGAGCCACCACUGCUAAAAUGAUGAACAUUGAAAUAGCUGAAUAAAUGAGUUGGACAGUUACAUGUACCAGACAGUGGGCCACCAGGCCAUAGAGCUGUAUGGUGAAGCCAUGGAUCUGCCCUUAUACAGACGAACCAUCCAGGGCUCCAGCCUGGACACCAGCAGGAACUACAGUGAGACGGAGGGGGAUGAGGUGGAGGACUUGUAUGAGCUGCUGCGCCUUGUCAAGGAGAAGGAGGCUGUGGAAGCAGUGUCAGUAGGGGCCAUUCUCUCCGAUUACCAGCGGGUCCGUGUGGAAAAUGUAUGUUUGCGGCUAGGUUUGCAGCCCCUGGCCUACCUGUGGCGCCGAGACCAAGAGUCCCUGCUCUCCGAGAUGAUAUCGUCUGACCUCCGCGCUAUCCUCAUCAAAGUCGCCGCCUUUGGCCUGGAUCCAGAGAAACACUUGGGAAAACCUCUGGCUGACAUGGAGCCCUAUCUGAAACAGCUCUCUCAGAAGUACGGAGUCCAUAUUUGUGGAGAGGGAGGUGAAUAUGAAACUUUCACCCUGGACUGUCCGCUCUUCAAAAAGAAGAUUGUUAUUGAUGCAGCAGAGACAGUGAUCCACUCGGCAGAUGCCUUUGCUCCAGUUGGCUACUUGCGCUUCACCAAGAUGCACGCGGAGAACAAAGACAGCGAUGCGGUGGCGGGAGCUUUGCCCCAUGGUAGUUGUCCUUGCCAGAACGCCAUUGACAAGAUGACUGAGGAGGUGGAAUAUGCUGAUCAAGCUGAAGACAACCAACAAGAAUUUACAUCAAGUUGUGACCUUAGUUGUCAGCAGGGCCACGACGUGCCUCCGUCCUGCUCAGCCAGAAGCUCUAGAGGCUAUCAGUGGAUCAGUGGCAUCAACGGCCUUCAGAGCCAAGUCCCUGGGAUCCAGGCCCAGACAUCGGCAGCUUUCGCACAGCUGCAAAGUGAGUUGGACCGCAGAGGUUGGACGUUGAAGGACGUUAUCCUGAUUCACUUGUACGUGAGCAGCAUGGACGACUAUGGUCAACUCAACGCAAUCUAUAAGCAACACUUUUGCAUGAACCCUCCGGCCAGAGUGUGUGUCCAGGCCACUCUGCCUGCCGGACAGCUGCUGCAGAUAGACUGUCUGCUCCACGACUGGACUGAGCCGCCGCAGGAGGGCUGCUUCCACCAGAGAGAGGCCAUGCAUGUCCAGAGCCUGUCCCACUGGGCCCCGGCCAACAUCGGGCCCUACAGCCAGUCUGUCAGGGUAGAUGAGUCAGUUUUCUGUGCGGGCCAAAUUGCUUUGGUCCCAUGUACCAUGCAGCUGAUGAAGGCCGGCGCCCGGAUGCAGGCCCACUUGUCGUUCAGCCACAUGAAGAAGGUUCUGGAGGCUGUGAUCAGCGGCUUGACUUUGGCUCAUGUUGUCCAGGCUCACUGCUACACCACAAGACAUCAAGACAUCCCCGUCAUCAGAGCCGUCUGGGAGAGCAUGCUGACGGCCGCGGAGCAGGAGAAGGAUUUGUUGUGGGAGCCUGAGAUCGGACCUGCUCCACUGUUGGUCGCCGUGGUGCCUGCCCUACCCAAGGGGGCAGCUGUUGAGCUUCACGUAACUGCGGUUCAGGACGAUUACACCAAGAGGACUUCCUGUCACAUGACCGCGGGGGCGGCGCGCGGGUCCAUAGAGUGCUACACUCUAAUGUCCGCUGACAGGUGCAGCGCGUCCCUCUCCCUGUCCCUGGCCGCGCCCGGUGGUGACGACCCGGAGGCGAAGGACGCGACAGAGAAGGUCGCUGCUACCUUCAAGAGAGCCAUGGAGGAGAUGGACGCUGAGCUGGUGCCACUGUGUGCCCGGGUGUUUUACAAGUGUGGCCACUCGCUGGCAAAGCAGAUCGUCGGAGGACUUGAAGGAAGAUUGAGAAGCUCCCUGGACGAGUCCAGUCCGUGCGUGGCCCUCGUCCCCGUCCUGGACUUGCCUGACUCCCAGAUCCUCCACCUGUCCUGCUGGCUCAGUUUAUAGAAACACAGCCAGUGUCAACAACCAGACUCCGGUCAUCCACAGCACUGGAAUUCAGUGGCGCUUCUUUCCGGUGGAGCGGCUCUGGCGGCCCAACACCUGAUGACUUACAACGGGACACCAGCGGCUGUGGAAAGGAAAUAACUGCUCGUUAAUGCCGAAUGUUUGUCCCCGCUGAUUGUUGAAAUGCAAAGCUUGUGCCUGUCUCCAAGUGGUUUUGUUGGUGCGCGGAUUUGAGUAAGUGUUAAUUCCACCUCGCACCCCAGAACUUUGGCCGAUAAUCCACUGUGUCCUCCGCUGGAAUUGCCGACGGCAGCAGCUGUUGUUCUGCCUCGGAGUUGAGACUCAUGGACCCUCCAUAACCUAAGCCUGCAUACCAGAGGACAAGAGGCCAUAGUCCACAAAAGGAGACAGUAGCAGUGUCUCGUUCCAUGAGGCGAUAAACUGUAUCCCCCCCCAAAUCCUACUGUUUCUGGUGGAAUUUCUCUUUGCACGCUCACUAACACCCCCCAUAAAGGCCCAGCGCCACCAUUGACACCAUCUGUUCAGUUGUAAACCUAUAGAUUUACUGUGUGUCUGGCUGGUAGCUCUGUGUAAUAAUGUGUGUGGAUGAAUGGCCCGUGUUUCUCCCUCUCAUGGUCCAUGGGAUUCAAGGUGUGUUAUUAUUGUGUAAUGGGCAAUCAGCGCCAAGCACCUGAAAAGAUUAAGCCUCUUUAUGUUUUGUAUUGAUUCUAAGGCAGCCUGGUUAAUGGGAGAGAGAGACGCUACCACACAGCUGCAGGGCAGGUGUGUGUUCUGCGCGCGUGUGUGUGUGUGUGUUUGUUGGGAAGGGGGUGUCAGUGUGACUAUGUGGGAAGAAAAUAACACUAUUAACCAUUGCUCCUGGAACAUUUCUUUUUCUCAAAGAUCAUGAACCAUAUUGAUGAGUUGGAAUGCAUCUUCACUCGGGCUAUUCUCCUCUUCGUGCUCGUGAUGGCGGGAGGGUGGAGUGGGCUAUUGAUCUUCACCCGCCGCAGUAUUGUUCUGAUUGUUGUUAUCAAAAAUUGAACAAUAGAGGCGGCCAAUGCAGCCCGAAGAAUUUUAUUGAGGGUUGAAAAAAAACAACACAAACAAGCAAUUAUUUAUGAGAGUGAGCGAGCAAGUCAAUGCCCCAUAAAUAUACAGUGUGUUAAUGUUCAUGCGUUAGUUUUUGUUUUUUUUAAGUUCCCCAGCGGGGGGAGAUUCAGAUUUUGUUUCUUUAACAAUGCAGCUGUCAAAUCAGAAAUAAGAUAUGAGCAUUUCUUUUUUAAUUUAGGACUUGUACUAUGCAUUUGUAUACCCCAAUAAAUAAAAUUUACAAAUGUUUGUUUAUAUUGCAACAGUUUAAAUAAAUGUAUCUGUUCAACAGUCACAAAUUUGGCAGUGACACACGCAGACACGUUUUGUCAAUUUCCUUGGUUUAUGAAAUAUCAGAAAGUGUGUGAAUAAAUCCCAUGGCAAGUUUUGCCAAACACUGCGCCGUUAUAAAGAUGUUGAGGGGUCUUCACUGAUGAACAAAGAAGAUUGAAGACUGAAAAGUGACCCAUCAGCCUGUGGGAAUAUGUUUUGAUUGUUUCGUAAGCAUUAAAUGUCAUUGAUAAAAUUCA